This is a messenger RNA of Hydatigera taeniaeformis, 451 nucleotides long. The record is from the annotation of a GenBank genome assembly. NCBI's taxonomy places the organism in Eukaryota, Metazoa, Platyhelminthes, Cestoda, Cyclophyllidea, Taeniidae.
UUAGUCGGGGUCUCAUUGCGGUCUUUACGGGAAGUGUGAUGCAGGAGUUUCCAUUUCGGAUACGAAAGCUCCGAGUAGCGACGUAAAAGAAGACGAAAACAUGGACCAUGGAUGCCACCAGAAUGGUAUCGGUGAUGGCAACAGACGUGGCAGUGACUACGCGUUCAUGUCAAGCGCUGGCGGAACGGAAGCUGCAGUUCGCCCAUCGGCUGCUCUCGUGCAGUUGCAAAGCCCAUCACUUAACUCUCGACCUUUUGUAUCCAGCGUACACCCCCAGCACAUCGAAUUCUCCUCUCCGCUGGAUGCCGUCUGUGACGAGGAUCGACGCUUCUCAGCGCUCUUUGCGCCUCGAGCUGUCGCACCCUGCGCCUCCAUAGAGUCUCUCGGCUCGUACUCUUCUCCUUCAGCCUCCUCUCUUGGCCUCAACAGGCACGAAACAUUUGGCUCCUAA